AUGAAGUGGGGUGGCGGUGGCAAUGUGGUGCUGUGUGCAAGGAGUGGAAGGCAGCGGGGAUAUUUCAAUUUGGCCGGAGACGUGACCCGAGAGGCCGCGCGGCCGCCGCACGGCUCGCUGAACCGUAAGCCCGUUGCGGGCUCCGCCAAAGAGCAAACAGCGCCUCCGCAAUCUUGUGCCACGUGGACCAUGCCGAACACUCGACCACGACAAUCUACUAGUACAAUUACUCCUCUGCAGCGCACUCCUACAGAUAUAGAGGUGGUGCCCUCAUCGCUCUUGCAUUUAAUA
This is a messenger RNA of Brenthis ino (lesser marbled fritillary), 291 nucleotides long. NCBI's taxonomy places the organism in Eukaryota, Metazoa, Arthropoda, Insecta, Lepidoptera, Nymphalidae. The record is from the annotation of a GenBank genome assembly.